AUGGUGGUUGCCAAGACAGGGGAGCACAUGACGUUGCCCGCCGAAAUCAAGGAACAAUGCCACCAUUUUCAUGUCGGCGCCACGAGGCUUCAGAACAUCUCUCCCCGCGAUCGACACAAGAUGCUCGGCAACUCCUGGCACAUCGGCGUCAUCAAGUUCAUUCUGUGGUUGACUUUGGCUAGUCUCGCGCCCACCACAGCUGAGCAAGUGGUUGACGGCAACAUCACCGACGACCCCGUGUUGUCCAGGGUCUUCGAGGUUGCUAGACAGCAGCCGCUUUCCUUGAGUCGUGAAACGCCUUCAUCGAGAUUCGUCAGUUUGCCGCCUUCCGACAGCGAGUGGGAACAUUGGUUGAUGACCGCCGACAUCGAGCAUCCACUCUUGACGAAGCCUAGGUUUUUUCGUGAGUCAGUUUUGCACAGCAUUUCCAACUUGGUUCAGGAGCGCAAACAAGUUUCCGCCGAGUGGUUUGCAGGUUGUGGUUUUCCGGACGUGGAGGAGCUCAGUCGUGAGCUGUCGCAUGGGAUGCCCAUGAUUGGACAUCUGCGGCCAACGCUGGGUUGGCUUCCGAGGACUGAUCAGAAAUACACUGCUCCCAUUAGUUUCGAAGCCUUUAGGCGCCUCAAUGCGGGUCACGUCACAGAGAGACUCGAUCGUCGUCGUGUCGACGAUGAGUGGCGCACCAUGUUGUCCGAGGUUCUUACUGAAGUCCGGGAGGGUCGGAUGGAAGGCCCGUUCGCUGCUCCCGCGUCCUGGAAGCACAAAACUGUUCCGGUCAAGGAUGAGCCGGGCUUUGACUGUUUGCUUUCGUGCCCUGAUGCAGAGCCUUGCAUCGCUUGGGCCUUUUCGGUGGUGCAGGAAGGCUCGGAUGGCCAGCGGAAGGUCAGGCGCUGUGAAGACUACAGACGCAGCUUCCACAACGACACGGUGGAGGCCUUCGAUGUUCCUCCUCACGACGACAUUGGUGUCUAUGUGUCUUUAAUUCGUCACUUGGCUGCUGAGGGCGAAUUCGCCAUGAUUUGGGCUCAGGACUUACAUUCUGCUUAUCGGCAGUACCCUGUGGCCGAUCCGAGUCAUUGUUACGUGGUCGUCAUGACACCAGAUGGCCCGACGCUGUGGCGGCAUCGGGUCAUGCCUUUCGGGGCUACCGCGAGCGUCUUUCAUUUCAACAAGGUCACUGAUGCUCUGCUCUGGUUGGCAAGAAGCCUGCUCAAGGUUUCCAAGAGGCAACCGCCUGACACACUGCAGAAGCUACAGGGCGUCAUCGUUCGCAUUCAAGAUCAAGGCGUGACAGUGGAGCCUUCGGAGUCCAGGGUCUCCAAGCUUUGUCGCACUUUGCGCGAGGCUUUGCUUCAGGAUCGUUUGACUUCUGACGAGGCGGCUCGACUGGCUGGGAAACUGGGUUUUCUCUCCACGUCUCUUUGGGGACAGCUUGGCAAAUCCCUCACGAGACCCAUUUAUGGCCGAUCUCAGGGUCCCAAGGAUGGUCGCGUCGAGCUCAACUCUGGCCUGCGAGCAUCCAUGGAAUGCCUUCUUGCUCUGCUUGCGACCCCGAUACCGAGGUCCAUUCCAUUCGCCAGGAGCGGCACACCUGUAGGGGUUUUGUACGCUGAUGCAUUUUUCAAGUUGGGUGAUCGCAAGUGGUCUGUCUGCGAUUCCGAAUUGCCAACCCACUGGCCAACUGACAUGCAUCUGGCCGAGAAUGGUUGGGGCUUCUUGUGCAGAGUUCAGGGCCAAGUGACUGCGGGACAUGGCAGAGUCAGUAGGGGCGAUCUUCGCCUCGUUCAGGACCGCGGCUGGCCGCUGCUUUGCACCGACUUAGGCAUUAUCGUUUCGCUGGCAUUUUUCUGGCUCCACAUGAGCGGGGGCAGGGCGGUGGAGCUGCUGAUUUGGCGGCGACCCAAGGUGACAUGCUCCACUGAUGGCCGGGUGGCAGUCUGGGCACCACCUGGACGUCUGCGGAAGAUCAAGAAGCUAGAGGCUGACGCACCGUCCCUGAGCCAAAAGCUCUACGUGCCCGUGGAUGCAGCCGCUGCUGAGGCGAGCAGCGAACUGGUUGCCUACACAGGCGAUCAGAGCAUUGCUGGCACCCCGCCGUCCUCUUUGCCUCUGCCAUCGCAGUCGCCCAAGUCGGGCUGUCUUCUUUUGGCAGAGACUUGUGGCCCCUGA
Molecule: messenger RNA, 2169 nt
Organism: Symbiodinium necroappetens
Lineage: Eukaryota; Dinophyceae; Suessiales; Symbiodiniaceae
Source: the annotation of a GenBank genome assembly